ACCCGCAGACUUUUACUGAACACCUACACUCUGCAGGGCAUAAUACUAAGAGGUAGAGAUACAAAAAGCUAAGAAGCUCUAUGGUCCCGACUUUAGAAGUUUAUAGCCUCGUUAAGAAGAGGGGGUCUAAUAUUACAGUAAUUAUGCUGGUUCCACAACCCACACCCCAUACCAGUUCAUAGUUUCUAGUCCCUCCAAAAGCUAUAAUGCCACAAGGCAACAUAGGCUGAGUCACAGACAGAACUAAGUGAAGUGCGACUGGCAAGGUUUGGUUUGUGGGCUGGCUGUGCUCACAUGUUGGGACUCCCCUGGGUGGGAGGGGAAUUGAUAUCACUGUCACCAGCUCUUUCAUUUUCCAUAUCCCAGGGUGAGAUAAAUAAGGUUAAGAAGUAAAAAGUCUCUGUCUCCCAUGUCUACCAUCUAUUCCAAACCUGAGGAAAGCAUGAACUGCCUGGCAACAACAAAGGAUAGAAAAAAAGGAAGAGAAAGAAACUGCAGAAGUCAAGACUUGGGUUCUUUGGAUAUUGAGAUGAUGCCUCCAGGGGGCAGCACCAGGGCAGAGAAAUAGGCUAAAAUCGCUCAGUCCUCCUUUCCUUGGUCUGGGGCUCCCCGGAGUUCCCACCAUCACUCCUCCCAUUUUAUUUUUAGCUGCCAGUGGGAGGGGGCAGGAUGGGAGGGAAAGUAAAGAAAACAGAAAAGGAGAGGGACAGAGGCACAGAGAACUUCUCACACGGACAGAGAACAAGCAGGCAUGAAGCUUGCCCUCAUCCCUCACCUGCUCUUGCCCAUCAUGUUCCUGACAGGUCUGUGCUCCCCCUUUAAUCUGGAUGUGCAUCACCCACGCCUAUUCCCAGGGCCACCCGAGGCUGAAUUUGGAUAUAGUGUCUUACAACAUGUCGGGGGUGGACGUCGAUGGAUGCUGGUGGGUGCCCCCUGGGAUGGGCCUUCAGGUGACAGAAGAGGGGACGUUUAUCGCUGCCCUGUAGGGGGUUCCCACAGUGCUCCAUGUGCCAAAGGCCACUUGGGUGACUAUCCCCUGGGAAAUUCAUCUCAUCCUGCUGUGAAUAUGCACCUGGGAAUGUCUCUACUAGAGACAGACAAUGAUGGGGGAUUCAUGGCUUGUGCCCCUCUCUGGUCUCAUGCUUGUGGCUCAUCUGUCUUCAGUUCUGGAAUAUGUGCCCGUGUAGAUGCUUCAUUCCGGCCCCAGGGAAGCCUGGCACCCACCGCACAACGCUGUCCCACCUACAUGGAUGUUGUCAUUGUCUUGGAUGGCUCCAAUAGCAUCUACCCAUGGUCUGAAGUUCAGACUUUCCUACGAAGACUGGUAGGGAGACUGUUUAUUGACCCAGAGCAGAUACAGGUGGGACUGGUACAGUAUGGGGAGAGCCCUGUGCAUGAGUGGUCCCUGGGAGAUUUCCAAACAAAGGAAGAAGUGGUGAGGGCAGCGAGGAACCUGAGUCGGCGAGAGGGACGAGAAACAAAGACUGCCCAAGCAAUCCUGGUGGCCUGCACAGAAGGAUUCAGUCCGUCCCAUGGAGGCCGACCAGAGGCUGCUAGGCUGCUGGUGGUUGUCACUGACGGAGAGUCACAUGAUGGGGAGGAGCUUCCUGCAGCACUCAAGGCCUGUGAGGCUGGAAGAGUGACCCGCUAUGGGAUCGCGGUCCUUGGCCACUACCUCCGGAGGCAGCGAGACCCCACCUCUUUCCUGCGGGAAAUCAGGAUGAUUGCCAGUGAUCCAGAUGAGAGAUUCUUCUUCAAUGUCACAGAUGAAGCUGCGCUGACUGACAUCGUGGAUGCACUAGGAGACCGGAUCUUUGGCCUUGAGGGGUCCCAUGGAGAAAACGAAAGCUCUUUUGGGCUGGAAAUGUCUCAGAUUGGUUUCUCUACUCAUCGGCUAAAGGAUGGGAUUCUCUUUGGAAUGGUGGGGGCCUAUGACUGGGGGGGCUCCGUGUUAUGGCUUGAAGAAGGUCACCACCUUUUCCCCCCACGGACAGCCUUGGAAGAUGAGUUCCCCCCUGCUUUGCAGAACCACGCAGCCUACUUGGGUUACUCUGUUUCCUCCAUGCUUUUGUGGGGUGGACGCCGCCUCUUUCUCUCAGGGGCUCCUCGGUUUAGACAUAGAGGAAAGGUCAUCGCCUUCCAGCUUAAGGAAGAUGGGGCUGUGAGGGUUGCCCAGAGCCUCCAGGGGGAGCAGAUUGGCUCCUACUUUGGCAGUGAGCUCUGCCCGUUGGAUACGGAUGGGGACGGAAUAACGGAUGUCUUACUUGUGGCCGCCCCCAUGUUCCUGGGGCCCCAGAACAAGGAGACGGGGCGGGUUUAUGUGUAUCUGGUGGGUCAGCAGUCCUUGCUGACACUCCAGGGAACACUUCAGCCGGAACCCCCCCAGGAUGCUCGGUUUGGCUUUGCCAUGGGUGCCCUUCCUGAUCUGAACCAAGAUGGUUUUGCUGAUGUGGCCGUGGGGGCACCCCUGGAGGAUGGGCACCACGGAGCACUGUACCUGUAUCAUGGCACCCGGAGCGGGCUCAGGCCCCAGCCCGCCCAGAGGAUUGCUGCCGUCUCCAUGCCACAGGCCCUCAGCUACUUUGGCCGGAGUGUGGACGGCCGGCUGGAUCUGGAUGGAGAUGACCUGGUAGAUGUGGCUGUGGGUGCCCAGGGGGCAGCCGUCCUGCUCAGCUCCCGGCCCAUUGUCCACCUGGCCCCCUCACUGGAGGUGACCCCACCAGCCAUCAGUGUGGUUCAGAGGGACUGCAGUCGGCGAGGCCAGGAGGCAGCCUGCCUAUCUGCCGCCCUUUGCUUCCAAGUGACCUCGCGCACCCCUGGCCGCUGGGAUCGUCGAUUCUAUUUGCGGUUUACAGCAUCCCUGGAUGAGUGGACGGCGGGGGCACGUGCUGCGUUUGAUGGCUCUGGCCAGAGGCUGUCCCCUCGGAGGCUCCGGCUCAGCACCGGGAAUGUCACUUGUGAGGCGCUACACUUCCAUGUGCUGGAUACCUCAGAUUACCUCCGGCCCCUGGCCUUGACUGUGACCUUUGCAUUGGACAACACCACAAAGCCAGGGCCUGUGCUGGAUGAAGGCUCACCUACCUCCAUACAAAAGCUGGUCCCCUUCUCGAAGGAUUGUGGCCCUGACAAUGAAUGUGUUACAGACCUGGUGCUUCGAGCUAAUAUGGACAUCAAAGGCUCCAGGAAGGACCCGUUCGUGGUUCGAGGAGGUCGGCAGAAAGUGUUGGUGUCAGCAACUCUGGAGAACAGGAAGGAAAAUGCCUACAACACUAGCCUGAGUCUCAGCUUCUCUAGAAACCUCCACCUGGCCAGUUUCACGCCUCAGAGGGACAGCCCAGUGAAGGUGGAAUGCACCGCCCCUUCGCCUCAUGUCCGGCUCUGCAGUGUGGGGCACCCUGUCUUUCAGACCAGAGCCCAGGUGACCUUCCUGCUGGAGUUUGAGUUUAGCUGCUCUUCGCUCCUGAGCCAGGUCCUUGUGAGGCUGACUGCCACCAGCAAUAGCCUGGAGAGAAAUGGGACCCUUCAAGAUAACACAGUCCAGACCUCAGCCUACAUUCAAUAUGAGCCCCACCUCCUAUUCUCCAGUGAGUCCACUCUGCACCGCUAUGAGGUCCACCCAUACGGGACCCUCCCAGUGGGUCCCGAAUUCAAAACCACUCUUAGGGUUCAGAACCUUGGCUGCUAUGUGGUCAGUGGCCUCAUCAUCUCGGCCCUCCUUCCAGCUGUAGCCCAUGGGGGCAAUUACUUCCUGUCAUUGUCUCAAGUUAUCACUGACAAUGCAAGCUGCGCAGUAGAGAACCUGACCGAGCCCCCAAGGCGCCCUGUGCACCCAGAGGAGUUUCAGCACACAUACAGACUGAACGGGAGUAACACUCGGUGUCAGGUUGUGAGGUGUCAUCUUGGGCGACUGGCAAAGGGGACCGAGGUCUCUGUUGGACUACUGAGGCUGCUUCACAAUGAAUUUUUCCGGAGGGCCAAAUUCAAGUCUCUGACAGUGGUCAGCACCUUUGAGCUGGGAGCUAAGGAGGGCAGUGUCCUACAGCUGACAGAAGCCUCUCGUUGGAGUGAGAGCCUGCUGGAGGUGAUUCAGACCCGCCCUGUCCUCAUCUCCCUGUGGAUCCUCAUUGGCAGUGUCCUGGGAGGGCUGCUCCUACUUGCUCUCCUUGUCUUCUGUCUUUGGAGGCUUGGCUUCUUUGCCCGAAAGAAAAUCCCUGAGGAAGAAAAAAGAGAAGAGAAAUAGGAGCAAUGAAUGUAUAAUAAAGCCCUAGAAAGUCCUCUUGGCAGCUUCUCCAAAAGACUUGCGUAAGAGCCAUGGUCUGGGGGCUCAGAUGGACAAGAAAAGCCUCUGGACUGUCUUCCCAGACUUGCAGACUGACUUGACUUUUGAGUCUUGAGCAUGCUGCUGGCAAGAGAUGAGGCCUUACCUCAGAUGAGAAGGGCUGGCGCCCAAACCAGAAACACUCUCCCCCUGUGCUUCCCUCCUCAUGAUCCUGCUGCCACAGCCAACACUGGGGCCUUGGUUGGGGGCCCCCUUUUUCCUUAUCCCCAGGAAUCAAGACUUUUUUGCCUAGGUUCCCUGACUCCUUUUAGAUUCCCCCUGAUAUCCUCCCUCAAAUUUGGAAAGGAUGAGGGCGAUCUUCCUCCAUUCCCUGCCUCUCACCUUCCUGCCUGCUCCCCACUCCACAGAAGGGAGCUGACGUUGGCUUCGAAAAGUAAAGUCAACAUCUGCUUCUUUCCUGUGGAGUCCGGUGAUUCAGAGAGCCGGAUGGGGAGAGUCAACAGGAAACAAGGAGGGAGGAAGAAAAGCCACAAGAGACAUUCUGUACAAUUCCAAGGAACAGAGAAGCCUUUAGACGGGCAACUGCCAUCCCCCUGAAACCUGAGACUUCGUGGUACACUAGCCCGCCCUCAGGUGCCUGGGAAACCGAGCUGCUCCAGGCCUGCAGGGCCUGGGUUUCCCAGCUCAGCGCCUUCCCUGGGAGCGAAGCCAGGGCCGGGUGCCUGAUGCUCCGGAGCCAGGGGCCCCCAGGUGGCUAGAGCUGGGAUAGCAGAGAAGAGUCCCGGUGUUUCGGUCCCGACCAGUGGAGAAAGUUGGAUACCCUGGGCGGUGUUUUCUCCUCUCUCGGGCCUCACACACUCAUGAGCCCUCCUUGGGGCUACCUUAUAGAAACUAGAGAGAAGGGAGAUGAUUUCUCCUUGACGGUGGGAAACGCUUUCACCGGCUUUGGGAAGCAGCAGCUCCGUGGGGUCUAAACUAGUCAAGUCUGCAUUGACGAAGAAGCCAAAGUGGGUGGCAGGAGGUCUCUGGGGAGCAAGCCCUUACUUGCUUAGCAUUGGUUUUGUGGCACAAAGAGCUCCUAGGAAAAUGUUUCUGGAGCAACUGCAGUCAUUCCUGGUAGGGUGGAAUCAGUUUGCCAGCCCUUGCCUGAUAUUUACUGGAAAGUUCCAAUUUCUAUCUCUGGGUCACCUCACCACCUCUCCUCCCAUUUUGUGGUCCUGGCCAGUAGUAGAGCGAAUUACCUUCUCACCAACGACUGGGUAAUUUAUAUUUCUUUGUAAUCAAGACUUUGGAUACCAAAGUCUGUUAUUGGUCUCCAAGGUGCGGCUCUGACAGCCAUUUGAAGAAUCCGCACCUGUUUCACGCUGAGAAGAGAGGAGACCUGACCGGGCAGUUGACCAGCAGCCACAGAACUUGUUCUUGAGGCCUGACCACAAUGUUUAUCUUGACAUGUCUCUGGUCUUCUGCACAGAACGUUGUCUCUGUUUCCUAGCAGGGUGGAUAGGAUAUCAGAUGGUCAGAACAAAUAAAGUUCAGUGUCAAAUGACUUCUGGCUCUCUUUGAGUUCCCUAGGAUAUGGAUAGCUCAGGCAUGGUGAGAGGGAGAUUCUUGGACCACCUGAGACCUAUACAGUUGAGUUCCUGGAAGGCAAAGUUAUAAGCUAUUCGAAAUGUUUUCCGUGACUCUCCCAUGGAGACGUCUUCUAGCCUCCUGCAAUCCUCACCUACUUAAGUGACUACAGAGUAUAAAUCGUGUAGGUUUGGGAAGCACAUAGGCCUAGAUUGAAACCCCAGGUCUGCCAUUUAUUAGCUGUGUGGCCUUGGGCCAGUCAUAACUACCCUGAGGCUCAGAUAACAGUAAGAGGCUGUGUGGUACAGUGGUUAAGAAUGAAGACAGACUUGGGUUUAAAUCUCAGCUAUACCACUUUUGACCUUGGGCAGAUUUCAUUUCUUUAAGUCUUGGCUUUCUUGUCUUUAAACUUGCUAGGGUUGUGAGGACCAAUGAGAUAAUUCAAGUAAGGUGAUACUCAAGAAAAGUUAACUAUUGUUAUAAAAAUAUUUUGUUAUAAAAUAAUCAAUCUUCCUGUAUAUCGUGAGGAUUAAGUCAGAAGGUAUAUCAAAGCACCAGGUGGUGCUCCUAAUCUGGUGACCUACCUCCCCUUUACACAGGCCCUAAAGAUUUGUUUCCCCUACGUGCUAUUGUCUCCUGCCACUAAAUCUUAUCCCACACCUCAUCCCCUUUGAAAUAAGCCCUCAUGCCCACUAAGGCAAUAAUUAGAAGGUUCUAAUGGUAGAAAUCAAGUCUAUUUGAUUUUUUUUAGACAUCCAGUGUUUUUCUACUACCCUCAAGGAACAUGUGCACUUAAGCAACAGCCUUAGAAAUAAGACCAUGUCUCUCUCUCUCUGUUGCCUAACUCCAAAAAUGGUGGCCGGUCCGGCCAAUAGGCCAGGACAACCGUUCUGUGGCAAACUGAUGAGUUAUUUGUGGCAGAAGGAGUCCAUGGUGACCCUCAGUGCACUUCAUAUAAGCUAUCGCUUGAUCAACCUUUAUGGAGCGUACUCUUUCUGAUGUGGUGAUGUGGACAGAUCUCCCCUCUUUAUUCCCGGUCAGCACUGAAAGGGAGAUGGAUUUCUUUGAGGACCGGCUCAUUUAAUUCCUUAUCUGUGUGAUUAAAAGAGCAUUUUAAAUAUUUUUCCCCACCUAGAGAUCCCUCUCUUCUCUCUCCUUCAGCUCCAGAGUGGGACUUUCUAACCCAACCUAUUCUUCACUUGGGCCUCUUCCUUUGAAGCAGAGGCAGUUUGAGAAGCCACUGUGGAAACAACGGGCUCUCCUCAGACACAGGAGUGUCCCUUCCUUUCUGCUCAUUGUUGCUUCUUCCUUCCCUCCUUCAUCUUUCAUUCAUUCGCUCAUCAGACAUUAAGCACCUAACAUGUGCCAGGCAAUGAGAACAAUAUAAAAUACAACUCCUACCAUCAAAGAGCCCGGUCUCGUAGGAAAAACAAACCCGGAAAUAAAUAAUGGCAGAGGUGGUUUGCUGUACAACCUAGCAGUAAGGAUUCGAAGCGUGUCACGCACAAGGGGCCCACUUUUUAAAGCAGGGUUGUAAGGGAAAUCUUUACAGAAAAAAAAGUGCCUCGAGGGGCCAGCAAGUGUGAGAGGAGGCAUUCCAGAGAGGAUUAAUCACCAGUGGGGAAGGGAACUGUAGUGGAUUAGAACAGCCUGAGCAUUGGGCUGUUUGUGGACUUGGUGAGAGAUGAGGCUGGAGAAGGCCGGGUGCUGCUCCUGCUGAGCCUUGUAACCACGUGAAGAACUCAGCUUUAGCAAGUAGGCUUUGGCUUUCGUAGGCCUUUGAGUGGUGGCUCUGGCCGCGGGGAAGACAGGAUGUUGAGGGAUCAUUGAGCAUGAUGGUCAAGAAAUAAAUUUUUUUUUUUUUUUUUAAGUAGGCUCCAUGCCCAACAUGGGGCCUGAACUCACAACCCUGAGAUCAAGAGUCACAUGCUUCACUUACUGAGUCAGCCAGGUGCCCCAAGAAAGAAUUCUUUAGACAUUGUAUGGUACAACUGAGUAAGUUUUGGUAAGUAGCACAGGGACAGGACCCGGGGGCACAAAGAGCUGCACUUUUGCUGUAUGCAGCUGGUGGUUAUAUGCUUAGUGCUCAAGGGGGAGAGGACGUGCCGGGAGGAUCAGAUCAUAAGUAUUGACUUCAAAUUUCUACUCGUAAAACUACCUUUGCAAGAUUUCUCUGGUGAUUAUCAUUCAGUUCCAUAUUAACUAUCAGUGAAAUUUACAGGCAGUGAUGAGACCCUUUAAGAAUGUAGCAACCAGCACGCAUUUGAUCCAUACUGAAACUAUGCAGGCCAUAGGUGAGCCUUUGGGGCUAGAGGUGAACAUGUUUCUGCUUCUGUCCCUCAUCAUUUCCCCCUGACCAUUCUUCGGUCCUUAAAUAUUUAAGGUUGUUGGGGCGCCUGGGUGGCUCAGUUGGUUAAGCGACUGCCUUCGGCUCAGGUCAUGAUCCUGGAGUCCCGGGAUCGAGUCCCGCAUCAGGCUCCCUGCUUGGCAGGGAGCCUGCUUCUCCCUCUGACCGUCCUCCCUCUCAUGCUCUCUGUCUCUCAUUCUCUCUGUCUCAAAUAAAUAAAUAAAAUCUAUAAAAAAAUAAAAAAAUAAAUAAAAUAUUUAAGGUUGUUGAAAGGCAAAGGGCUCGUCUUCUGUAACUUCUUCAAGCUGACAGGGGUCGUAGAGAUGUCCCUACCUAUGGACCGAAACUGGCCACCAUCUGUCCCUACAAGUAACUAUUACAGAAGGCCACUGCUGUAGAAUACAGAGGGUACAUUGGGGUGAAUUUGUUUUGAGUAGUAAGGCUCAUCUUUGGCUGGGCAAAGGAGUUGGGAACUGCUUGCAUGUAUCUCAACAAUAGGAGAGAACAAAGCCAAAGAGAC
This is a messenger RNA of Mirounga angustirostris (Northern elephant seal), 8715 nucleotides long. RefSeq names its product integrin subunit alpha 10 (gene ITGA10). NCBI's taxonomy places the organism in Eukaryota, Metazoa, Chordata, Mammalia, Carnivora, Phocidae. The coding region runs from base 752 to 4240 and encodes 1162 amino acids. Gene Ontology annotation, cellular component: integrin complex; external side of plasma membrane. The transcript has 30 exons. Gene Ontology annotation, molecular function: integrin binding. Gene Ontology annotation, biological process: integrin-mediated signaling pathway; cell adhesion mediated by integrin; cell-cell adhesion. The record is from RefSeq and is a predicted model, not a curated record.